Messenger RNA from Lates calcarifer (barramundi perch), 3017 nucleotides. RefSeq names its product solute carrier family 13 member 3 (gene slc13a3). NCBI's taxonomy places the organism in Eukaryota, Metazoa, Chordata, Actinopteri, Centropomidae. Gene Ontology annotation, biological process: monoatomic anion transmembrane transport; citrate transport. The transcript is spliced from 13 exons. The record is from RefSeq and is a predicted model, not a curated record. Gene Ontology annotation, molecular function: succinate transmembrane transporter activity; sodium:dicarboxylate symporter activity; citrate transmembrane transporter activity. Gene Ontology annotation, cellular component: membrane.
UAAAGCUUGUUAAAUAUACUGUGUAUAAUCUUCAUCUUAAAAGUAAUCUGUAACUAAAGCUGUAGUGGAGUAGAAAGUACAGCAUUCCCCUCUGGAGUGCGGUGGAGUGGAGGUAUAAAGUAGCAUAAAAUGGAAAUACUUGAGUACAAGUACUUCAGAAUUGUGCUUGAGUACAGUACUUUGAGAAAAUGUACUUUACACCAUUGCGCUAAUGUUGCAACAAAAAAAAGGGAGGGGGGAGAAAAUGGAGAACUACUGACCAAAGAGCAGUGACCCAAUAAACAUGAAUGAAGUUCUGCAGAAGUCAGUGAGUGAGCUGUGCCUCCCUGCCUCUGAAGAUGCUUCAUUCUCUCCUCCAGCCUGGGAGGAAGAGGCCUGCCCGCUUAACUCUUUGACACCACCGUACGAGGAGUUAACGUGUAGCAAAGCGUGUAGUUAAUCUUCUCUACACUUGGCCAGAGGCUUCAAAGUGCUGCCCAACAGGCUCCUCUCAGCACAGUCCCAGAGCUCCUUUUCCCCCAGACAGAGUCAAAACUUCCCUCUGGAGAUGAAAAUAUCAGUGGUGUCCAAGAAGCUGUGGUGCGUCCACAAACAGCUGGUUGUCCUGCUCACUCCGCUCGUGUUUCUGCCUUUGCUUUUUACUCUGCCGGAGAAGGAGGGAAAAUGUCUUUAUGUGGUGGUGCUGAUGGCUACGUUUUGGUGCACAGAGGCCCUUCCUCUGGCUGUCACGGCGAUGCUUCCGGUCUGCCUCUUCCCGACACUGGGAAUUCUUCCGUCCAAAAAAGUCUGCCCUCAGUACUUCCUCGAGACCAAUUUUCUCUUCCUCAGCGGCCUUGUUAUGGCAUCGUCUAUUGAGGAGUGGGGCCUGCAUCGCAGAAUAGCCCUGAAGGUCCUGAGUAUUGUCGGAGUAAAACCAGCCUGGCUCAUUCUGGGAAUGAUGUUGACCUCAUCCUUCCUGUCGAUGUGGCUCAGCAACACCGCCACAACGGCCAUGAUGCUGCCUAUUGCUAAUGCCAUCCUGGAGAGUCUGUUUGGAGACCUGGAAACCCUGAAGCAAAAGUGCAAGUGCACGGAGGAUACAGAGAACGAUAUAAUAAAUGGUCAGUCUACUUUAAAGCUGCAUUCACUGCCCUCGGUGCCCACGGAAAAACAAAUACUGUCGAUAGAUGGUAACAAUAAGUCUCUGAUAACUUCAUAAGGACGGAUGUGACUGGAGCAGACAGACUUGAGGACAGCUGAGGAGAUCCGAUCAGAGUCCCAGUAUCAGCUGAAGGUGUGGAAAGGAUUCUUGAUCUGUAUUCCUUACGCAGCGAGUAUCGGAGGAACUGCUACACUCACUGGCACUGCGCCCAACCUCAUCCUGAUUGGACAGCUGAAAAGCUACUUUCCAGACUGCGACCUCAUCAACUUUGGCUCUUGGUUUGCCUUCGCUUUCCCACUCAUGCUUCUCUUCCUGUUUUUGGGAUGGAUAUGGAUUGCAUUUCUCUACGGGGGAUUGAAUACACGAUUAUGCUUCAAGAAAAACGACCGAAGAGCACAGGCAGAAGCCAGAGCCAAGGCUCUAAUAGAGGAAGAUUACAGGAAACUAGGGCCCAUAAAUUUUGCAGAGGGAGCCAUCUCUUUCUUUUUUAUAUUGUUUGCUGUUCUCCUGUUCACACGAGAUCCCAAAUUUGUCACCGGCUGGUCUGUGUUUUUUAAAAAAGGGUACGUCUCAGAUGCGGUCACUGGUGUCAUCAUUGUGUCCAUUUUAUUCUUCUUCCCGUCACAGAAACCUUCUCUGAGCUGGUGGUUCGACCCUCAAGCUUCAAACACUCCUUAUGUCCCUCUCCUAUCAUGGAAGAAAGCCCAGGACUCUGUUCCCUGGAACAUCAUUCUGCUGCUCGGAGGCGGCUUCGCUAUGGCCAAAGCUUGUGAGGAGUCUGGUCUCGCCUCCUGGAUCGGAGGCCACCUCCAACCUUUGGCCGAGGUCCCCCCUGCCGCAGCUGUGAUGUUGAUCACUGCUUUCCUGGCCUGUUUCACCGAGUUCGCCAGCAACACGGCCACAAUUAUAAUAUUUUUACCCGUCAUUGCUGAACUGGCUAUUCGUGUCUCCGUGAACCCUCUGUACUUCAUGAUACCUGCCACAGUGGGAUGUUCAUACGCCUUCAUGCUGCCAGUGUCCACACCACCCAACUCCAUCGCCUUCGCAUCAGGACAUCUCAUGGUCAAAGAUAUGGUGAAGACUGGCUUUGUCAUGAACAUCCUGGGCAUCCUCUCGGUCUCUCUGGCCAUGAACACGUGGGGCGUCGCAAUGUUUAACUUGAACGCGUAUCCAGAAUGGGCUCACCCCAUCAACAAAACUGCUCUUGUUACCGAAGUGCACCUCUCAUCCGUCCAGUCGCUCAAUGCCACUCUCUGAUCACUCACCUAAUCUCAGCACGAGCAUAGAAGAAGACUGUAUAAAGAUUUAACACUGAACAGGGACAAAAGUCUGUAGACAUCUACACUGUGUCACUAAAAUGUCAAAACGCUCUGGGAGCUUCAGUUGUUACCUGUGUCUUUUUAGGCUCUCAAGCAUCAAGAUUUCAAGCUGUGAAGUGUUGGCUUUGGCACACUCUGAUUUUUGAUUUAAAAAUAAUGCAGUAAGUUAAGAGCAAACUGUAUUAUUUUACUCUCCCUUCUUAAAAGUGGAGAAACAUUUAAAAACAUUAAGAAGAAACCAGUUCUGAGGAGGUGUUAUGCAGAGUGUUUUGAUGCUACUAGUCUGACCUCUGCUGAAAAAAUGAGAGAGGCAUUUGUGAAUAAUUCUUUUAAAAAAUAUAUAUUUUUGUUAAAAUCACUAAGAGAUCAUGUUACUUGUUUAUGUGUAUCAUAUGGCACAUGUUUAGUGACCAAAACCAUGAUGCAUAAACAAUAUUUUAAAUCUUUUCUACAUUAGAGUUUGAAUCCUGACUAAUGAAUCUGUAAAUUUUGUUACAAAGUGAUUUGCAUUCAUACAGUAUAUAAGUGCUGUUACAAAUAAAUUGUUUGAGUUUGUA